Tupaia belangeri chinensis (Chinese tree shrew) is the source of this 2464-nucleotide messenger RNA. RefSeq names its product NOC2 like nucleolar associated transcriptional repressor (gene NOC2L). NCBI's taxonomy places the organism in Eukaryota, Metazoa, Chordata, Mammalia, Scandentia, Tupaiidae. Gene Ontology annotation, biological process: ribosomal large subunit biogenesis; negative regulation of transcription by RNA polymerase II. The transcript is spliced from 20 exons. The record is from RefSeq and is a predicted model, not a curated record. Gene Ontology annotation, cellular component: Noc2p-Noc3p complex; Noc1p-Noc2p complex; nucleolus. Gene Ontology annotation, molecular function: histone binding; transcription corepressor activity. The coding region runs from base 1 to 2340 and encodes 779 amino acids.
AUGGAAGUAGCUGGCGGAGCCGGGGGCGGGGCCGGCCCCGAGGAAGUGCGGCAAUGGCAUGGCAUUCUGGGGCCGGAAGUGGAGUACACGUUGUGGGGGGCGGGGGGGAGCCGUAAAAGGCGCCUGGCAGAAUUGACCGUGGAUGAGUUCCUGGCGUCGGGAUUUGAUUCCGACUCGGAGUCGGAACCCGAAGGCGCCCGGGAGGCGAAGACGCAGGACACGCACAGAGCUGCCCGGAUCCCAGAGGGACCAGGCGAGAACCCCUCGGGCAGCCGGCGUAAAGGCCGUGCCUCUGAGCACAAGGACCAGCUCUCUCGGCUGAAGGAGAAAGACCCUGAAUUUUACAAGUUUCUACAGGAGAAUGACCAGAGUCUGCUGAACUUCAGUGACUCAGAUAGUUCUGAAGAUGAAGAAGAAGAGUUCCACUCCCUGCCAGACACACUGGAGGAAGCAAGUGAGGAGGAAGAUGGACCAGAAGAUGGGGAGACUGGAGGCAGAGCUGCCAGUGGACUGAAGGGAAAGAAGGAUUCUGCCUCUGUGACCCUAACCAUGGUCGAGCAAUGGAAGCAGGCUGCAAAGCUGCACCUCAGUCCAAAGCUGUUCCAUGAAGUCGUGCAGGCAUUCCGAGCAGCUGUGGCCACCACCCAAGGGGACCAGGAAGGUGCUGAGAUCAACAAAUUCCAGGUCACAGACAGCACAGUGUUCAAUGCUCUGGUCACUUUCUGUAUCAGAGAUCUCUUCAGCUGUCUCCAGAAGCUGCUGUUCAGAAAGGCACCGAAGGACAGCAACAGGGUGCUGCAGCCAUCCAGCAGUCCGCUCUGGGGGAAGCUCCGCCUGGACGUCAAGACAUACCUGACCUCGGUCGUGCAGCUGGUGACCUGUCUGGCUGAGGCCACGGUGUCGGCAGCUGUCCUCCAGCACAUCAGCAGCUUGGUCCCCUACUUCCUGACCUUCCCCAAGCAGUGCCGCAUGCUGCUCAAGAGGAUGGUGGUCCUGUGGAGCACUGGAGAAGAGUCUCUGCGGGUGCUGGCCUUCUUGGUCCUCAUGAGAGUCUGUCGGCACAAGAAGGACACCUUCCUGAGCCCCAUCCUCAAGCAAAUGUACAUCACGUAUGUGAGGAACUGCAAGUUCACCUCCCCCAGCGCCCUGCCACUCAUCAACUUCAUGCAGCGGACUCUGACCGAGCUGCUUGCCCUGGACCCUGCAGUCUCCUACCAGCACGCCUUCCUCUAUAUCCGCCAGCUCGCCAUCCACUUGCGCAAUGCCAUGACCACUCAUAAGAAGGAGACAUUCCAGUCUGUGUACAACUGGCAGUACGUGCACUGUCUCUACUUGUGGUGCCGGGUCCUGAGCACCAUCUGCCCCAGCGAAGUCCUGCAGCCUUUGGUCUAUCCCCUCUCCCAAGUUGUCAUCGGUUGUAUCAAGCUCAUCCCCACUGCCCGCUUUUACCCGCUGCGCAUGCACUGUGUGCGUGCCUUGACCCUGCUCUCAGAGAGCACAGGGACCUUCAUCCCAGUGCUGCCCUUCAUCCUUGAGAUCUUCCAGCAGGUUGACUUCAACAAGAGGCCAGGGCGCAUGAGCUCCAAGCCCAUCAACUUUUCCGUGAUCCUGAAGCUGUCCAAUGUGAACCUGCAGGAGAAGGCAUACCGGGAUGGCCUCGUAGAGCAGUUGUAUGACCUCACCCUGGAGUAUCUGCACAGCCAGGCCCACAGCAUUGCAUUCCCUGAGCUGGCACUGCCCGGUGUCUUACAGCUGAAAUCCUUCCUCCGGGAGUGCAAGGUGGCCAACUACUGCCGGCAGGUGCGCCAGCUGCUCGAGAAGGUGCAGGAGAAUAUGGAGUACAUCUGCAGCCGCCGCCAGAAGGUCUCCUUUGGCGUGUCUGAUCGGCAUGCAGUGGAUGCAUGGGAGAAGCAGACCCGGGAAGAGGGGACCCCACUUACCAGGUAUUACAGCCACUGGCGGAAGCUGAGGGACCGAGAAAUCCAGUUGGAGAUCAGCGGCAAAGAGCGGCUGGAAGAUCUGGACUUCCCAGAGAUCAAACGGCGCAAGGUGGAAGACAGGAAGGACGAGGACAGGAUGGAAUUCAAGGAUCUCUUUGACUUGGACAGUGCUGAGGAAGAUGCCACCGACUUCCUAGAGAGAGGGAUUCCUGGCUCCCUGAGAGCUCGGCAGGAAGUGGAGAACGAGGAGGAGGAAGACAACGGAGAUGAGGAUGACAGCCUUAAAUCAGUAGAUGGAGACGCAGACAAAGAGGCGGGGCUGGACCCCGGGGAGCUGUGGCAGCUGGCCCAGGGGCCAGAGGACGAGCUGGAGGAUCUGCAGCUUUCAGAGGAAGACUGAAGUUGGCCCUGCCUGAGGGCCUGCAGGGGCUGGUAGGCCUAGAGGCCCUGAGGUCACAGGGCAAUGGAUGGAGGACAGGCCUUUAUUUUUAUGGCAUAACAGACCAAACGUACCAGGAGCUGUG